UCCUUGGAAUCAGACUUGAACUUCCGGUCCCGCCUGUCUCUGCUUUAUGUGAGUGGCAUCUGGGCCACAAAUCUGUCAGUUCACCCACCUAGAGCCAGGGUCUGCAGCCUGCAGUCUGCGCCGGACCUGGCCCACUGCCUUUUUUUGUAAGGCCGUCAAGCUACAAGGGUUUUUCCUUUUGUUUUUGUUUUAUUGGUUUUGUUUUUUUGUUAAUGGUUGGUUGGAAGGAAAAGGAUUCUUUGACCAAUUUAUAAAAUUUAAAUGUGUGUGAAUAAAAAUGAGUCAGAACAUAACCAGGUCCCUUUGCUUAUACUGUCUAUGGUUGAGUUUACAUUGUACCAACUGAGUUGAGUAAAUUGUGUCCAGAAAAUCAUGUCUGAGUGUUGUGGUCCACGCCUUUAAUCCUGGUACUCAGAAGGCAAGGGCAGGCAGAUCUCUAUUGAGUUCAAUCAAAGUCAGUCAGCCCGGGCUACAAAGUGAAACCCAGUCUCAAAACAAAACAACACGCUUAGCGAGGCUAUCUUCAGGGAAACAAUAAAGACUGACAGGCCCAUGGCACUAGUUUGGGUGUUAAAGAGAUAAUGGAGAGAUACGCAAAGCAGGGUUACCUAUUUCGAAUGCCCCAAGUCCCAAAAGCUUAAGUUCACUGAAUUGCAGAUCUGAGGAGGUGUGGCCUCAUCACUGGACUACAAACUAGUGCAUCAUGGGACGACUUAAGGAGGGGGGAGGUGAAUGCGGAGGCCAGGCGCGGUGGAUUAUGGGAGGCGUUACUGAAGCCCGCCGAAGCGGGAGAGUUCGUUCGCUGCCAGGCCCGGGAAACCUGGAUGAGCGGGGACAGGCCAGCCCCUCUGUGCCCGGCGCUUGUUCCCUGAGCCCACGGCAGCAUGCCGCGCCCCGCAUCCGCCGGCCCCGAGAGGCUGAGCGUGCAUCGUCUCCCCACAGCCCUGCCAUGUCUGGCUGCGAGCUGCCGAGGGGCCUGUGCCCGGACAUGUGCCCGGCCUCCGAGCGCGUCCGACGCGAGCGUGAGCGCCGCCUUCACCGGCUGGAGGUGGAGCCGGGAAGCCGUGGGAGCGCGCCCCGAGCCGACCCGCGGCGCGCCGUGAAGGAGUACUGCCGGCCAGCGGCAGGCAAGCCCCGGCCCCCGCCCGGCCUGCUGCGGCCGCCCCCAGUGCUCCUGGCCACCGUGCACUACCUGGCCGUCGAGGUGGCCGGCCGCGCCGACGCGUCGUGCGCGGAGGUGGUGGGCUUCGUGGCCGACCGCCUGCGCGCUGUGCGGCUGGAUUUGUCGCUGCAGGGCGUGGGCGACGCGGAAGCGGCGGCGGUGCUGGAGGCCGCGCUGGCCACGCUGCUGGCCGUGGUGGCGCGGCUGCGGCCGGAAGAGGCGCGCGAAGCCGCGGACCCAGUGCUGCUGCAGACGCAGGUUCAGGAGGGCUUCGGCUCGCUGCGGCGCUGCUACGCGAGGGGCGACGCCCCGCACCCCCGCCAGGCCACCUUCCAGGGCCUCUUUCUGCUCUACAAUUUGGGCUCUGUGGAAGCCCUGCAGGAGGUUCUACAGCUGCCUGCCACCCUUCGUGCCUGCCGACCCCUUCAAACUGCCCUGGCUGUUGACGCUGCCUUCCGUGAAGGCAACCAUGCCCGGCUAUUUCGCCUGCUUCGCACCUUGCCCUACCUACAGAGCUGCGCAGUGCAGGGACACAUUGGCUAUUGCCGCCGCAAAGCGCUGGCCCGCCUGUCCCGUGCCCUGAGCACUCCUAAAGGACAGACCUUGCCUUUGGACUUCAUAGUACACCUUCUGGCUCUGGAUGGACUCCACGAAGCAGAGGAUCUGUGUCGGGCCCAUGGACUGACCUUAGAUAAGGACAGAGUUGUGUUCCUGAGGGGGCGCUACUCUGAGGAGGGACUCCCACCCCCUGGUACCUGCCACACAUUAGUGGGAAGCAAGCUGCAGGGGUGCACCCUGGAGGAGGUGGUCAUGGCAGAGGAAGACAGGGACAUGCAGAGAUCUGGACCUCCAGCUUGAGAGGGUUGGAUCUCCACCAAGGAUUGGACCAGAGCACCUGGGGCUCUUCUUCAUGAUUCCCAAACAAUAAAAGGACGGCGUUUUA
Molecule: messenger RNA, 2105 nt
Organism: Microtus ochrogaster (prairie vole)
Lineage: Eukaryota; Metazoa; Chordata; Mammalia; Rodentia; Cricetidae
Gene: Sac3d1
Product: SAC3 domain containing 1
Biological process (GO): centrosome duplication; spindle assembly
Cellular component (GO): centrosome; spindle; nucleus
Source: RefSeq, a predicted model, not a curated record